UAUAUAAAUAUUAUUAUUAUAUAUUGCUAAAUGUAUAGAGUUAAAGGGGAGGGGAAAGAAAAGGAAAAGAAAAAGAUGAGUUUUCACAGGUGGGUUGUAGUUCCAAGUUUGUUGUUGAGUAUUAGUGUCAUCGUCAUCUCGCAUAUAACCGGAGCGGCUGCGACGGCGGCGGCGGAGCAAAGGCGCUUCAACAAUACAAUCUCGGCGAUCUUAAUCUUCGGAGACUCGACCGUCGACUCCGGCAACAACAACUACAUUCUCACAAUCGCUAAGUGCAAUUUCCCACCUUACGGACGGGACUUUCUCGGCCACAUCCCCACCGGAAGGUUCUCUAAUGGCCGCCUCGUUACCGAUUUCAUCGCCUCGUAUAUGGGAGUGAAAGAGAACGUGCCGCCGUACUUAGACCAAAGCCUCGGCGUCGAGGAGCUCAUUACCGGCGUCUCAUUCGCCUCCGGCGGCACAGGAUACGACCCUUUUACUGCUAAAUCAAAUGGAGGUGUGAUUACUGUACAAAGGCAGCUUCAAUAUUUCAGAGAGUACAAGAAGAGACUGGAAAAUCUCAUCGGAAAGGAGCGGACAAAAUGGGUUGUAAGAAAUGCCGCCUUCUUUGUGAGCGCCGGCACUAAUGAUUUGAACAACUAUUUUGGCAACCCAUCGUUACGCUGCCAACAAUACACGCUUCCGGCCUACCAACAAUUCUUGAUUCAACUCGUGCAACAAUUUGUGCUGGGUUUAAUGGAGGAGGGAGCGCAGCGAAUCGGAGUGGUUGGGCUGCCGCCAAUCGGGUGUUUGCCGACAACGAUCACCAGGAAUUCCGGCAGCCCACUGUUUCACCGCCAUUGUCUCCAGACGUACUCCGCCGCCGCCAGAGACUACAACCAACUGCUCCAGAACAAACUGAAAACCAUGCAAAAUAAUGGUGCCCCGAAACUGGUCUACUUCGACAUCUACAACCCUCUGGAAGACAUGAUACAGAAUCCCAGAAAAUUUGGCUUCAAUGAAGUGAAUAGAGGGUGUUGUGGCAGUGGGCUAUUUGAACUUUCAGUUCUGUGCAAUCCAGAAUCCAUAGUCUGCUUAGAUGCAUCCAAAUAUAUGUUCUGGGACGCAGUGCAUCCAACUCAGGCCACAUACUAUCAGCUCUUCAAAGCUUUGGUUCCCUCCAUUGAUUAUAUCCUCAAAGGCUAGCAAAUGAAAGAGCCAUGGCGAUAUAUAGAACUGCAACAAUAAUUAAUUUGUUUGGGAUUUGGAUCACUGCUUAGCUUGUUUGUCAAAAAGGAAUUUCUUGAAAGACAGCAAGAGAGUGAAAGGCCUCAACUUUUGAGUUGCUUCAA
Ipomoea nil (Japanese morning glory) is the source of this 1331-nucleotide messenger RNA. RefSeq names its product GDSL esterase/lipase At5g45960-like. Gene Ontology annotation, molecular function: hydrolase activity, acting on ester bonds. The transcript is spliced from 5 exons. Lineage: Eukaryota; Viridiplantae; Streptophyta; Magnoliopsida; Solanales; Convolvulaceae. The record is from RefSeq and is a predicted model, not a curated record. Bases 31 to 1185 code for a protein of 384 amino acids.